Messenger RNA from Glycine soja, 2854 nucleotides. Its product is annotated as putative disease resistance RPP13-like protein 1. Gene Ontology annotation, biological process: defense response to other organism. Lineage: Eukaryota; Viridiplantae; Streptophyta; Magnoliopsida; Fabales; Fabaceae. Gene Ontology annotation, molecular function: ADP binding. The coding region runs from base 251 to 1738 and encodes 495 amino acids. The transcript has a single exon. The record is from RefSeq and is a predicted model, not a curated record.
UUGUGAAACCUGCAAACAAUUUCAGAAAUGAAAGAAAAAAACAUACACCACUGCUCCACACGGUUUGGAAACAGAAAUGAAACUAGUCAUAAGUCACCCACCACCAUAAUAAUACAAAUAAUAAAUAAAAAAACCUUAUCAAGAACGACUGAAAGUGAAGAGAGUUGACUUACGAAGAACCAAUCCAGUUCAUAGCAACCAAUUCCUUGCCUUUGUCUUUCUACUCUGAUCAUCUUUUGUUCUUGAGAUAAUGGCAGCAGCAGUGGUAGGUGGUGCCUUUCUCUCUGCUUUCCUUGAUGUGCUUUUCGACAGGCUGGCUUCACCUGAGUUUGUUGACUUGAUCCUUGGAAAGAAGCUUAGCAAGAAGUUGCUUCAAAAGUUGGAGACCACUCUGAGAGUGGUUGGAGCUGUGCUUGAUGAUGCCGAGAAGAAACAGAUCACAAACACCAAUGUCAAACACUGGCUCAAUGAUCUCAAAGAUGCUGUCUAUGAAGCCGAUGACUUACUCGACCAUGUUUUCACCAAAGCUGCCACCCAAAACAAGGUAAGAAACUUUUUUUCUCGCUUUUCCAAUAGGAAGAUCGGUAGUAAGUUGGAGGACAUAGUUGUCACACUUGAGUCUCAUUUAAAACUCAAGGAGAGUCUUGAUUUGAAAGAGAGUGCAGUGGAGAACGUGUCAUGGAAAGCUCCAUCAACAUCUCUGGAAGAUGGAUCUCAUAUAUAUGGUAGGGAGAAAGAUAUGGAGGCCAUAAUCAAGUUGUUGUCGGAGGAUAACAGUCACGGUAGUGAAGUGUCUGUGGUUCCUAUUGUGGGCAUGGGUGGGGUUGGAAAAACUACUUUGGCCCAAUUGGUGUACAAUGAUGAGAAUUUGGAAGAGAUAUUUGACUUUAAGGCAUGGGUUUGUGUUUCUCAAGAACUUGAUAUUCUGAAGGUCACAAAAACUAUAACAGAGGCGGUUACUGGAAAGCCUUGUAAAUUGAAUGAUCUGAAUCUACUUCAUCCUGAAUUGAUGGACAAGCUGAAAGAUAAAGAAUUCUUAAUUGUCUUGGAUGAUGUUUGGACAGAGAAUUAUGUUAACUGGAGACUUCUUAAGAAACCAUUUAACCGUGGGAUUAGGAGAAGUAAGAUUCUUCUAACAACCCGCAGUGAAAAAACAGCCUCUAUAGUCCAAACUGUUCACAUCUAUCAUCUAAACCAAUUGUCGAAUGAAGAUUGUUGGUCAGUGUUUGCGAACCAUGCGUGUCUUUCCUCCGAAUCGAACGGGAACACAACAACACUAGAAAAAAUUGGAAAGGAGAUUGUUAAAAAGUGCAACGGACUGCCUUUAGCAGCACAGUCGCUUGGAGGCAUGUUGAGAAGAAAGCAUGACAUCGUGGAUUGGAAUAAUAUUCUCAAUAGUGACAUUUGGGAACUUUCUGAAAGUGAGUGUGAAGUUAUUCCAGCACUGAGACUUAGUUAUCAUUAUCUCCCUCCACAUUUAAAACGGUGCUUUGUUUAUUGUUCCUUGUAUCCACAAGAUUACGAAUUUGAAAAAUAUGAAUUAAUCUUGUUGUGGAUGGCCGAAGAUCUUUUGAAGAAAUCAAGCAAAGGUAGGACUUUAGAAGAGGUUGGUCAUGAGUAUUUUGAUGAUUUGGUUUCGAGAUCAUUUUUCCAACGAUCAAAUACAAGUCGUUGGUCUCAUCCGAAAUUUUUUGUGAUGCAUGACCUCAUGCAUGAUCUAGCGACGUCACUCGGUUGAGAUUUUUACUUUAGAUCAGAAGAACUUGGGAAAGAAACAAAGAUCAACACCAAGACUCGUCAUUUGUCAUUUUCCAAAUUCAAUUCUUCAUUCUUGGACAACCCUGAUGUUGUUGGUAGAGUAAAAUUUCUGAGAACUUUCUUGUCCAUUAUCAAAUUUGAAGCUGCUCCAUUCAACAAUGAGGAGGCACAAUGUAUCAUAAUGUCAAAGCUUAUGUACUUGAGAGUUUUAUCAUUUCAUGACUUCAAAAGUCUGGAUUCUAUGCCUGAUUCAAUAGGUAAAUUGAUCCAUCUGUGCUAUUUAGAUCUUUCUCAUUCAAGUAUAGAAACACUGCCAAAGUCAUUGUGUAAUUUGUACAAUCUGCAAACUUUGAAGUUGUCUCAUUGCAAAAGCCUGACUAAGUUGCCCAGUGACAUGCGCAAUCUUGUUAACUUGCGUCAUCUUGAUAUAUUUAAUACUCCUAUAAAAGAGAUGCCAAGAGGAAUGAGUAAAUUAAAUCAUUUACAAGAUCUCGUCAUAUGCAACUGCCCAGAAAUUGAGUCGUUUCCAGAACAAUUUGGAUUGUCAAUUGUGAGAAACUACUAAGCGGCCUAGCAUGGCCAUCCAUGGGCUUGCUUACCCAUCUCAGUGUUAGGGGUCGAUGUGAUGGCAUCAAGUCCUUCCCUAAGGAGGGUUUUCUGCCUCCCUCCCUUACGUCUUUAGAGCUAUAUAACAUGUCAAAUCUGGAGAUGUUGGACUGCACGGGGCUUCUCCAUCUCACAUCCCUGCAAAAAUUACAAACUGAUACAUGUCCAAAGCUGGAGAAUGUGGCUGGAGAAAGGCACUCUCUAAUAAAAUUAACCAUGAGGGGAUGUUCUUUGCUGGAAAAACGAUGCCGCUUGAUGCACCCUCAAAUUUGGCCUAAAAUUUCCCACAUCCCUGGCAUUUGGGUUGGCGAUAGAUGGAUUUAGCCACCAAGGAUUAUCAACAGGUAUCUUCUAAGUCUAACCAACUAGAAAACUAUUUCUGUCAAGGAUAUGUUUCAUUUCAUGUCUUUCUCCUUUUACGUUUUACUAAAUCCAAUUCAUUCUGAAAUGGAAAUUGGCCUUGUAUAUAUGUUACUGAAUCUACAGAUAA